Molecule: messenger RNA, 591 nt
Organism: Phaeodactylum tricornutum CCAP 1055/1
Lineage: Eukaryota; Bacillariophyta; Bacillariophyceae; Surirellales; Neidiaceae
Exons: 1
Coding region: 1-591 (196 amino acids)
Biological process (GO): protein peptidyl-prolyl isomerization
Cellular component (GO): intracellular membrane-bounded organelle
Molecular function (GO): peptidyl-prolyl cis-trans isomerase activity
Source: RefSeq, a predicted model, not a curated record
AUGAAUGACCUUAUUUUUUACGUAUCCAGAACCCUACCUGAAAUCACCCAUCGUGUGUAUUUCGACAUAUCGAUUGAUGGCAACGAUGUAGGGCAAGUUGUAUUUGGUCUCUUUGGCUCAAUUGCUCCUAAAGCGGUUGAGAAUUUUCAUUCGUUGGCGGUAUGUAGCAAGGGCUACGGAGCAUUGACGGGUGAAAAAUUAUGCUAUAAAGAUGCGAUAUUUCAUCGAAUAAUCCCUGAUUUCGGAAUCCAAGGAGGAGAUUUCACACAUCAUGAUGGUACAGGCGGCGAAUCAAUCUAUGGUGGACGAUUUGAGGACGAGUCUUUUAUCGUUAAACACAAUCGACCGUUCUUGUUGUCCAUGAGCAAUAAGGGUAAGAAUACGAAUGGCUCACAGUUUUUUAUCAAUACGGUGAAGACACAAUGGCUUGACGGAAAGAACGUUGUAUUCGGUAUUGUACUGGAGGGGAAGGCAAUCGUGCAAGAAAUAGAGAAAACCGGUACAUACGGUGGCAUCCCCAGAUCGGUCGUGAGGAUUAACGCGUGUGGAGAGUCGCCAUUAAAACCGGAAGAUAGGGAAGUUCACUACUAA